Messenger RNA from Cordyceps fumosorosea ARSEF 2679, 663 nucleotides. Its product is annotated as vacuolar sorting protein 32. Gene Ontology annotation, cellular component: multivesicular body; cytoplasmic side of plasma membrane; ESCRT III complex. Lineage: Eukaryota; Fungi; Ascomycota; Sordariomycetes; Hypocreales; Cordycipitaceae. Bases 1 to 663 code for a protein of 220 amino acids. Gene Ontology annotation, biological process: late endosome to vacuole transport via multivesicular body sorting pathway; vesicle budding from membrane. The transcript is spliced from 4 exons. The record is from RefSeq and is a predicted model, not a curated record.
AUGUGGGGCUGGUUCGGCGGCGGCAGUUCGGCGCAGAACCGCAAAGACUCGCCCAAGAAUGCGAUCCUGGGGCUGCGGUCCCAGCUUGAUAUGCUACAGAAGCGGCAGACGCACCUGGAGAAUCAGAUCGCGGACCAAGACGCGAUGGCCCGCAAGCACGUGGCGGCCAACAACACAAGCGCGGCCAAGGCGGCUCUGAGACGGAAAAAGGCGCACGAGCGCUCGCUGGAACAGACGGAGGCGCAGAUCGGCACGCUGGAGCAGCAGAUCAACGCGAUCGAGUCGGCCAACAUCAACCGCAGCACGCUGCAGGCGAUGGAGAACGCGAGCGCGGCGAUGAAGAACAUCCACGGCAAGCUGACGCCUGAGAAGGUGGACGAGACCAUGGACAAAAUUCGGGAGCAAAACGAACUCAGCGACGAGAUCGUCAACGCUCUCACGUCAUCGAGCCUCAACAACGCGGUGGACGAGCAGGACCUGGAGGACGAGCUGGACCAGCUGCAGCAGGAGCAGCUGGACGAGGCGAUGCUCAAGACGGGCACGGUGCCUGUGCUGGCGUCACCGCCAAGCCAAGAUCCCGUUUCGAACAGACCGCAGGCCGCCCAAAAGGUGGACGACGAGGAAGAGGAGCUGCGCAAGCUGCAGGCGGAGAUGGCCAUGUAA